UGUUCAUAUCUAUAAGAUUCGGACACGCGACAACACGAUAAUUUUGCUCGCUAUUCAACUGCUAGAAUUAAAAAAAGUUUUUUAUUAUUUUCCAUUGUUUGUUUUAAAUUUUACGAGCAUCUUGAAGAAUUGACAAGUUUCUUCUAGUUUUUAUUAAACAGUGAAUUUUUUUUAUUUUUUUUUUAAGAAACAAACUGUGAUAUUAAAUUUAAUUAAAAAUGUCACCAAACACGAGCGCAGGAAAGAUUGUUAAUCCCAAUGAGUAUCUUAAUAUACCAAAAUGGAUAAAUGAGGAUUAUUUUGUGCCUAUCUUGGAGAAAGAUGUAACCGAUUUUAAAUGCAUUACAAAGUUCACACCUAUUGCUGCUACAGCACCGGGCGAAAAUUAUACAUCGAUAAUGGUUCGUGUUAUAAUUGAUGUAGAAUUAAAAGAUGGCAGUUCUCAAGAAGUUUCAUAUAUUUUAAAAACUGUUUUGGAUGCUAGUAGUAGUGGUGCAGCUUUUGUAGCAGCCGCAAAUCUCUUUCCCAAAGAGAAACAAAUGUAUGCCAAUUAUAUACCCAAAUUUGAAGAACUCUAUAAACAAGCAGGUAUGCAAGUUAAACUGGGACCGAAGUGUAUACAUUUUGAUGAAACACCUGAAAAGAUAACUCUAGUAAUGGAGGACUUAAAACGUAAAGAUUUCGGUAAUAUUGAUCGUUUAAAAGGUUUCGAUAUGGAUCAUAUGAAAAUUGUUCUACAUAAAUUGGCUGAAUUUCAUGCAGCUUCGGCUGUUUAUGAGGAAUUAAAUGGACCUUAUGAAACCAUAUACAACGCUAGUUUCUUUACCGAAGCAAAUCGUCCCAUGUUUGCUGAAUUAUAUAAACCACGUUCCGAAUUGUUCAAGAAAGCUUUACUAGAAUGGGGUUUGGAAAAUGUAGAAAGAUAUAUUGAGCGAACACCUACAUUGGAUGAAUACUUUGAUGAAAAUUUAUUCAUAAAUACAGUAAAACCAGAUGAAUUUAAUGUGCUUAAUCAUGGCGAUUGUUGGUCCAAUAAUAUUAUGUUUGUCCAUGAUGAAGAUGUGAAAGAAUCUUUAUUUGUUGAUUUUCAAAUAUGUAAAUGGGGUUCACCGGUUCAAGAUCUGUGGUAUAUGAUUUCCACCUCUGUCAGUUUGGAUAUAAAAAUUAAAGAAUUUGAUCAUUUCAUACAAAUAUAUCAUACACAUUUGGUAAAAUGUCUUAAAAAGCUUAAGUAUUCAAAAAAAAUUCCUUCACUAAAAGAACUUCAUAUUAAUAUGUUGAAAUACGGUUAUUGGGCUGUAUUUACUGCUAAUACCAUAACCCCAGCUAUUUUAUUUCCUUCCGAUAAAGACGCUAAUAUGGAUAAUUUUAUGAAACCUGGUCCUGAGGGCGAUGCAUUCCGUUUUAAGUGUUUCACUAAUCCCAUUUAUGUAAAAGCUAUGCUGCAAUUUUAUCCAUUUUUAGAUAAUAAGGGUAUUUUUGAUAUAACGUCGAAAAAGUAUUAAAAUAUUUAAUUUUUUUUUUCAUAAUUUAUUAGCAAAUGUACAAAUUAUAAAUCUAUACAUAUAUAUUAAAUUAUUUAAACAUAACUUGUAUAUAAUAUCUUUUACGGGAAUAUGUAAAAUAUAUUUAUUUAAACUUUUAAAAGUGUAUAAAUAAAGAAUUCAAAAAUCGGAUUGAUAAA
Messenger RNA from Lucilia sericata (common green bottle fly), 1684 nucleotides. RefSeq lists its product as uncharacterized. Lineage: Eukaryota; Metazoa; Arthropoda; Insecta; Diptera; Calliphoridae. The coding region runs from base 219 to 1505 and encodes 428 amino acids. The record is from RefSeq and is a predicted model, not a curated record. The transcript is spliced from 4 exons.